AUCAGCUAAUUUAUGAAGGAUUAGCUGUUUGAAGUAAUUUUGGCUUCGGCUUGUCCAUAGUAUUUGAGCCCAAUUACUGGAUUAGACACCGGCAAGAGAGAAUAGCAAAGCAGCACAGUAAUGAUUUGCACUAGAGCCGUCGCAGCUAAACCGCACUUUUUAGCAUUGCGCAACCACUCUCCAUCCGCCGCCGUCUUACGCCGCCGCUUCUCCGCCUCCUCGACUGUCAGAAUGUCUGCGGCUGGACGAAUCGUCGAGCACGUGGUGCUCUUCAAGGUCAAACCGGACGCCGACGCUUCCAAGGUCAACGACAUGGUGGCGAACCUCAACGGUCUCACGUCCCUGCCGCAGGUGCUCCACCUCACCGCCGGUGCGGUGCUCCGCACCCGAUCCGACUCCUUCGCCUUCUCCCACCUGCUCCAUUCUCGGUACGCCUCCAUGUCCGAUCUCGCCGCCUACUCCGCCCACCCCGAUCACACGGGCGUCGUCAAGGCCUACGUGCUUCCGAUCUGCGACGACAUCAUGGCCGUCGAUUGGAUCUCCGACGAAUUAGCCGGCCCGGUGAAGGUGCCUCCCGGAUCUGCCAUGAGGGUGACAUUUCUGAAGCUGAAGGAGAAUUCGGGGGAAGGCGAGAAGGGCGAGAUUCUGAGGGUGACGAGAGGAAUCAAGGAGAAGCUCCCUUCGAUUGAUCAGCUGAGCGUGGGGGAAAACCUGUCGCCGGCGAGGGCGAAGGGCUUCUCGAUCGGAUCGGUUGCCGUGUUUGGAGGGGUGAAAGAUUUGGAGUCAUUGGAGUCGGAAUCGGCGGCGGCGGCGGCGAAGGAGGAGAAGGACAAGGUGAGGGAGUUUCUGGACGGCGUGCUGGUGGUUGAUUACGCCGUUCCGGCUUAUCUGUAGGGGUUAAAUGCGUCAUUCUACCAUCUUUGCGGGUCUUUUAGAGUUUUUUAUGAAGUAUAAUUAAAUUCCGAAAAUGGUUUUUGUAAUAAUUUACUUCCUAUCUCUCAAAAUAUCAAAGAUUUUGAUUUUGAAUGGAUUUAAAGAAGUGUAUUUUAGUGUUGAGUUUUCUAAAAUGUUUUUAAAUAUGAUAUGUAAAAUUAAAAUUUGAUGAGCAAAUUUAUAGUGAAUAAAUGAGAUAGAAAUCA
Molecule: messenger RNA, 1139 nt
Organism: Cuscuta campestris
Lineage: Eukaryota; Viridiplantae; Streptophyta; Magnoliopsida; Solanales; Convolvulaceae
Source: the annotation of a GenBank genome assembly